CCAUUUUUAUCGUGACCUUGAACUUAAACCGUAGGCAAUGGUAGACGUCCAACAAAUUGUCGUUGCAACAGGCUUUUCAGCUCUAACUCAUCCAUUUGCGUAUGCUAAAGUGCUAAUACAGCUUGGAUAUGAACCUAUCCCUCCGGUUAGAUCUAGAAGUCUAUUAGGAAAACCUGUAUAUUCCUACCCUAAUAUAUUCCGAUACAUGAAAUAUCUUGCACAUGAAGAGGGUUUUCUUGGCUUAUAUAGGGGAUUUUUACCAAGAGCUUCCUCAACUGUUCUUUCAAACAUCAUUACACAAUGUAUCAGCUCGACUCCCUGCUUCAAAAGGAAUACUGAUCGCCUAACUCUAGGAAAACAUGAAACUAAGGCUCAAAAUGACUCGUUUGUCAUUCUGAUCAAAGAUACAUCUAAAGAAAUGGUUGCAAGAUGCACAGGUGUUAUAAUCUCUUACCCCCUGCAAGUGAUAAUGAUUAGAUCCAUGGCACAGUUUGUUGGACAGGAAACUAUAUACAAUUCCAUUUUGAACGGAUUUAAUGAAAUUUACAAAAAUGAGGGUGUUGCUGGCUUCUUUGAGGGAUUGCUUUCCCGUCUUGCGGGUGAAGUUGCAACAUUAUGGGCUUGUAAUAUUAUUUCUCAUCUUGCUGUUAAAUAUUUGAUUUCUCAAACAGAGGACCCAGAAAAAUUAUCUAUCUUGAUAUCACCAAUCGCCAGUGUUCUGGUCACGAAUUGGACUUAUCCCUUUAUUUUAACAGCAAACAUAAUGGCAGUGAACAAUUCCGGCUUGGCUAUUACCAAACCACCCUUUGGACAAAGUUACGACUCUUGGAAAUCCUGUUGGCAACAUUUGACCGAAAUUGUAAGUUGAUUGUAAAAUAGCUCGAUGCUAAUGUUAUCAUACUUUCGUGGCUUUUAGAAUCGAUUGAAGAGAGGAGCUGGAAUGAUAAUGAGAACAUUUCCAAAUCUUGUCUGAAAGUACGUUUUACAAAGUAAUUCAACCUCGAUUCGAUCUUAGUUUGUUGUAGUUACUUGAUACAUUAUCAGAAUGAUUUGAUAAGUAACAAAUCUUUCCUUGCAGUAAAAUACAAUUUUUUUGAGGACAAUGAAAUAGUGUUUGUCUAAUAUACUUUGGGUAAAAAGAAUACGAUAUAAUACUUUCUACGAAAUGC
Dimorphilus gyrociliatus is the source of this 1169-nucleotide messenger RNA. The record is from the annotation of a GenBank genome assembly. Lineage: Eukaryota; Metazoa; Annelida; Polychaeta; Dinophilidae.